AUGCCAAUUGAAAUAGCCCAAGAAGAUUUUCAAAAGCAAGAAGUUGGUCUUUUGGCCACAGUAAUGGAAAAAAUUGAUGCUAAGGUUCAAGGUAUAUUUGAAAAUAUACCCGCGCAAUAACAUUUUACCGUCGUUGUAGCCAUAUUCAUAUUUUGUGGUUUAUCAUGAUAAUUGUGGCUAAUUUAUCGAAAUUAAACAUGCAUUAUAUAAUUUAAAAGACAGCGUAUAUUUUUUUUAAGAAUGGGUAGACUCCAUCGAAUCGCCGUCGACUUGUGAAAGAAAUGACAGGCAUAAUUCAAUUGGGCAGGUAAAUACUUCAUUGCAUGUACACAAAAUGAUUUACCGAAUACCGAUCACAUUUUUAUCAAUUGUAUAAUAUAUUUAAUUAAUUAGUUGGUCUAUAAACGUAUGUCAUAAUAGGUCAAAUUGAUUUUUUUGUACAGGCAUUGACACCGAACACUAAAAACCUUUUUACGUCUUUGACGCCACAGCGGAAAGAACUGUUUGUUAAGGUAAUAUAGUACUACACAUAUAAUUUUUGUUAGUGCCGUAUAACCAUGUCACGUUAAUUUUUAAGAAUAGUCUGCACUAUAUGCAAGUUUUAGGCUACGCACGUAAAAAUCCCUCAACAAAAUGUCUUGGCUCUUGUAGUUGUGUUCACAACAAACUGGUAACAACGUAUGAACAAGAAGUUGAAAUGUUAUAAUAACAAGUUACUUUUGGAUAUUUUUACUAAGGGUUAUGAGGCGGGAUGUUCAUCCUCCAUUAUUACCACUGAAUCUGAUACAAAUCAGUCCAUAACUCCAGCGUCAGUGAUAACCUGUAAUGCACCAAUUCCACUUUCAUCACGCGGUACCAAAGGCAAUGGGGGCGAUUCUUUAAAUACCAUGCAGCAUGAGGCACAUGGCAAUCCGGCGAAGAAACGCCUGUUUCCAAAUGAAACAAUAGGCGCAAUGGCGAGGUCAACUUACCAAUAUUCUGUACAAGGUCAGUAUAAUAUACGAUUUAAUUCAUCUUUUUUCGCGCAAGAUUUAUUCUCUCAUGUGGGCUGCUCUUAAUUCUCACCAUGCAGUCGAAACAAAUCGUGGACGCAUGUGAUUAUAAUAUAAUAAUAAUAAUAUAAUAAUAUAAUAAUGUAAUUGUACAUGAUACACUUUGUACAUGAUACAAACUAAUUAAAGACAAAUAAAGACGGCGGAUUAGACAAGUCGUGACAGGGGAAAGGACUCUCGUCCCAAUUGAACCUAACCUAUAUAUAAAAGACGAUAAAUGUAAAUACAGAUAAAGAACCGAGGUAAUAACACAUUAGUUAUAACAACUUAUACUAAGUCAUUUGAAUAUUGACCAUAAAGUUACUGAACGUUUGCACAGUGCGACUUACCCACUAUACAGAUUACAAUUAUUCAAAAUCUUAUUGGCGUUCAAUGACUCAUUCGAGGACUCUCUCGUCUCUGAGGACUGUAGUCAGCACUCUUUAUACAAAAAGUGUAAUAAUGGUGCAUUUUAAUAGGUAUAUGCGUACUCGAUCAAGUAUCUGUGAAUGCAUGCUUUUUACGCACACUCUAUCAAAAGCAAACGUCUGUACGCUCUCUAAGCGUACUCGAUCAAAAGUAAUUAAACGGCUGUACCCAUAUUUUUUUUGUGCUCUAUCUAGUUUAUAUUCAAUCAAUAUUCCAUAAUAUUCCAUCACAUGUAUCAAAACUAUCAAACUUAAUUCCAUCGGAAUCGAAUACUACGUGCCGAGCAGUCAGGAAAUUUAGUUCUGCUAAAAAUAUUCUCUUAAAAAAAUUAAAUCCACCCAACACACAACCCUAAUUCCUACUCCCAAGAGCUAACCUUAAAAUCAGACUCAAAAGAAGUUGAUAUUUUUUUUAUUUUUUCAUUUAGCAAAGAAACAAACAUGUAAGAGAAAAGGAAAAGAGCCGAAGGCACGGGAAGGAAAAGAGACGAAGAAAACCAAAGGGAAAAACGUGGGCGUACAAUUAUGUGAUUUAUGUCGAAUUUGUCGAAAAGAGCAUUCACAAUCAGGAUUGUGGGUUCAAUGCGAUAGAUGUGAUCUAUGGUAUCACAUGUAA
This is a messenger RNA of Paramuricea clavata, 2075 nucleotides long. Lineage: Eukaryota; Metazoa; Cnidaria; Anthozoa; Malacalcyonacea; Plexauridae. The record is from the annotation of a GenBank genome assembly.